AUGUCAAAACUAGUCCCUAUUGCCAGUCCUGGGCUACACACAAGUAACUAUGAAGGGACAAGAGAAAAAGAGCACCCGCUAUCUACAAACGAUAGCAAGGAAGAUUACGUGACUGGCAUCGACGCCAUCUCUAACGAGUCCAAGAAGCGGAGCGGGCACUUACCUUUGCAAGCUUACAUACACUACGCUGAAAUCCAGCGUCAAUAUGAGAAAGCAGACGACAGCGAAGGUUUAUAUGCUCUACAGCAGGAACAGAUGACCACUGACCCUAACAGCAACAUCUCGACUGCAAAGCUCAACACACAUCGAACGCUGCGCAUAGCGAAAGUCUAUUCGGUUUUCUUUUUGAUCACUACAGACAUUUUAGGCCCAACAAAUGCUCCCUAUGCCGUUGCCCAGAUGGGCUGGGCACCUGGUGUUAUUCUUUACGUUCUUUUUGGUGUCUUCGCUGCGUUGGGCGGCUGGCUGCUCAACCGUUGCUAUUGCAAAGUCGACUCGAACAAUUAUCCGAUCCGCACAUUCUCCGACCUUGCUGGUCGAAUUGUAGCUCCUUGGUUCAAGUACCCUUUUGCAAUUUUACAGUUUAUCCAAAUGAUACUGAACUGUGGAGUGUUACUUCUUGGUACUGCUCAAGCAGUGUCACAGAUGCAGAUUGUCACCAGGGGCCACGAUGGACUUUGCUUCACGGUUGAUAUUUUAGUGUGGGGCAUCCUGUGUAUGAUUCUAGGGCAAAUAAAGUCCCUUGGCAAGUUUGCUUAUAUCGCAAACUCCGCAGUAUGGAUGAACAUUGCAAUCUGCAUAAUCACAAUGGUGGGUGUUGCUGUGGGCGGUCCUUAUUACGGUAUUUUUCAACAGUAUGGGCAGGGACCUCCAUAUUUUAAGACUGGAACGUUUGACCCGCUGCCCAUAGUACAGUACGCUGUCGCUCCGGGCACUAUUAGUGAUCGUAUUUCAGGCAUGAACAAUAUGGUUUUUGCUUGGGGCGGUGCCACGAUUUUUUGCGAGGUGAUGGCAGAAAUGAAACGGCCAAUGGACUUUUGGAAGGGCAUGAUCUGCGCACAAAUACUCAUUUUGGUGGUCUACCUCUUCUAUGGACUUUUCGUGUAUGGAUAUGAUGGACAGUUUAGUUACGUUACUGCAAAUCAAGGUAUUGGAUCCAUUGGCUUGCAGAAUGCUGGUAAUGUGUUGAACAUUAUAACACAAAUCAUCGCAGCAGUGCUCUACGGAAACGUUGGUGUCAAAGUUUUCUACCAAGGCUUUUUGGUCUCUAAUUUUAAGUUUCCCAGUCUUGACUCACGCAAGGGCACGCUCGCUUGGGGAAGCUUUGUCGUUAUCUAUUGGGCAGUCGCUUAUAUUAUUGGUACUGCCAUCCCAUCUGUUAGCGCGUUGGUAUCGAUCAUUGGUGCAUUUUGCAUUUUCAACUUUUCUUACACAUUCCCGUUUCUCUUCGCUUUUUGCUUGUUAUGCCGCCAGGAUGCGGGAUUGACUGACCGCUUCGACCCUUUGACGCUCACCGUUGAGAAAGCUGACUCAUAUUGGAGUGGUUUGUCGCGCUGGAAGCGCGCUUUAGGACAAGGAGGCAUUAAGCGCUCUUUGAUCAAAAUUUCACUAUUAUUACUUUGCCUUGCCUCGCUUGCUACCUGUGGUUUGUGCUCCUAUUCAGCAAUUGAGGGGGCGAUUGCAGCUUAUCAAACAAAUUUCGCGCAACCGUUUACGUGUGCUUCUCCUGUCGCUUAA
Molecule: messenger RNA, 1737 nt
Organism: Lachancea nothofagi CBS 11611
Lineage: Eukaryota; Fungi; Ascomycota; Saccharomycetes; Saccharomycetales; Saccharomycetaceae
Source: the annotation of a GenBank genome assembly